Lathyrus sativus (Indian pea) is the source of this 681-nucleotide messenger RNA. NCBI's taxonomy places the organism in Eukaryota, Viridiplantae, Streptophyta, Magnoliopsida, Fabales, Fabaceae. The record is from the annotation of a GenBank genome assembly.
AUGAAGUUUGCAAAGCUAUACAUUGAUGUUAUUAAAGAGAAGCAGCCAGGAUGGAGUGACAAGUUCUUGUCCUACAAAGAAUUGAAAAGGCUUUUAAGGCUGAUACCUGAUGGAAAUGCAGAAGCUGAGUUCAUGUGUUUGUUGAACAAUGAAAUCGACAAGUUCAACGACUUUUUCAUCGAAAAAGAGGAGGAAUACAUUAUCCGGCUCAAGGAGUUUGAGCAGAAUAUUAAGAAAACAAUCGAUUUAUACAAAACAAAUGGAAGCCAGCAAUCAGAAAGUGAUUAUAAGAACAUGAUGAAUAUGUUAAUAAAAAAUAUUGUUAAUUUACAUGGUGAAAUGGUUCUUUUAAUUAACUACUGUAACAUCAAUUACACAGGGUUGGGUAAAAUUCUUGAGAAAUAUGACAGUAAGACUGGCGCACUCAAGCGCGUGCCGUUUCUUCAGAAAGUUCUUGAGCAUCCGUUUUUAAGCACAGAUGUAAUUUCAAAACUCGUGAGAGAAUGCGAAAAUAUAAUAGAGAAUGUAUCUCAUGCUGAUGAAGCAGUUGAAAGAGCAAAGGAAGAAGUUGUAUUACAUAGCGAAGGAUUGUUCAAAAGCACAGUUGAAGUUUUAUUCACAACAACAGAGAAUGUGAUGGUCAUUGAAGACGGCAAUGCUUCUGCUUCUGCGUCAAAUUAG